AUGCAGCACCGAUUUUCCGUAGCGAUGAGCUUGCUGGAUCUCUUUGCCGAACUUCGCCAGGAGACCACCCCAGCUACCAAAGUUGAUGGCAAAGAUAUUGACCAGGUAAAGAAGGCGGUGUUGGAUCUCCCCAAGAUUGAGGCCGAGCUCGAGGCGCCCGCGAAGAAGCAAGAUGUGGUGACGCUCAACGACCCGUUGGUGCCGCCUAAAGUCAAGGUGAGCCAGGAGAAAUUGGACGAAGCCAAGUGGUUCAACAUGAAGACACCGGAGAUGACGGCUGACAUCAAGCGGGACUUGUUAAUCAUCAAGAACCGGGCGGCGCUCGACCCGAAACGAUUCUACAAGAAGGAGAAGUGGGAGAUACCAAAGCAGUUCCAGAUGGGGACGAUCAUCGAGGGCAAUACCAGCUACUACAAUAAGCUUACGCGUAAGCAGCGCGGGACCACGCUUGCGCAAGAAAUGCUCCACGACGAGAAGACGCAAAAGUACUUGGAGCGGAAACACGGCGAGCUCGAGGCGAAACGCAAAAGCAUCAAGGACGCGCAACGCAAACGGCGGCGGUUCUAA
Diutina rugosa is the source of this 567-nucleotide messenger RNA. RefSeq lists its product as uncharacterized. The transcript has a single exon. NCBI's taxonomy places the organism in Eukaryota, Fungi, Ascomycota, Pichiomycetes, Serinales, Debaryomycetaceae. The record is from RefSeq and is a predicted model, not a curated record. Gene Ontology annotation, biological process: RNA processing. Gene Ontology annotation, cellular component: nucleolus. Gene Ontology annotation, molecular function: RNA binding. Bases 1 to 567 code for a protein of 188 amino acids.